This is a messenger RNA of Coffea arabica (coffee), 1915 nucleotides long. RefSeq names its product histone-lysine N-methyltransferase, H3 lysine-9 specific SUVH6. Gene Ontology annotation, molecular function: double-stranded DNA binding; histone methyltransferase activity. The record is from RefSeq and is a predicted model, not a curated record. NCBI's taxonomy places the organism in Eukaryota, Viridiplantae, Streptophyta, Magnoliopsida, Gentianales, Rubiaceae.
CCCUAAUAGGCUAAUAUACCUUUGGUAUCCCUCUGCGGCUCUGCCGCAUCUGAUAUCUCUCUCACUCUCUCCUCUUUAACUGUCCCCAAUUUGACAAUUUCAGCCGUCCCCUUUCCAAGCUUCAAAGAGGAGCAACUGAGCAAGGCAAAAUCUAAGCUUCCAGCCCACCGUCUCUCUUUCUCUUCGGUCCGUCUCCACCAUUUCUGACUUCUGAGCUUCCACCAGACUGUCCGAGCCAUCUCUUAGCUCCGCCUCCGCCAUCUCUUCAGUCCACACUCUCUCACAGUUGCAGCUCCAGCAGCGGGCCUUCCGGCGACAGUCAUUGGUUCCAGCUCUCACUCUCUAACAGAAAAAUCAUUAAACAUGGAACAUUGGAGCAAGACUUCAUUAAUGGAGCCUUUUCCACUGGGAGGAAAGCGAAAAAAGCGAGACGUGAAGGAUGUUGAUGGUGAUCAAGGCCCUUUCAGCCCCACCAAGGCUAAGAAAGUUGAGAAAAGUUUCCCCAUUGUUCGAGUCCCGCACGGAAUUUUCAUGAGGCCAGUGGAAACUAAUCAAGGGAUGAUCAAUAAGGAACUUCCAGAAAUCCAGGUUAACCAUAUUAAGUCUCCUAAGUUCUUGAGGAACUUGAUUUUCGAUCUUCAAGAUGGAAUCUUAGUACCUAAGCUUGGUCAUGAACAAAAAGCAAGUAGUUCCAAAAACAUUCCACCUUCUUCAGAGCAUCAUGAAAACAGUGAUAUAAGAACAAGAAUUGAACCACGUCCCUCAACAAUUGAUAAUGAAAAUGAAAUCCAAGAACUGAAAAAAGAUGUGAUCCAAGAGAAUUCUAAGCCACAAGGCCUGAGGUCCUCUACUAGCAGUUCCGGUCAGUCUCUGGCUCGUGAGAAAGUGAAGGACAUCUUACACCAUUUUCGGCACUACGUUGAGCAUGUCUUCAAGGAGGAGAGGAGGCCUGAAUUUGCAGCAUCAAACAUGAUAAAGAACAAAUUUUGGUACCCGCAUGUGCCAAUCCUAGGGUCAGUUCCGGGGAUAGAGAUUGGAGACAGGUUCCACAAUCGCAUGGAAAUUCAUGUUUUAUGCCUCCAUCGUCCACCACAAGGAGGAAUUGAUUGGAUGGAUUAUGGAAGAAGAAAGGUUGCUAUUAGUGUGGUUGCUUCUGGGGGAUACAGUAAUCAUUUGAGCAAUCAGGGUACCUUAAUUUAUUCUGGGCAAGGAGGAAAUCAGUAUGGACCUGGUACUCAGGGGACGGCAGAAGAUCAGAAGCUCAGCAAAGGAAAUCUUGCACUGAUGAAUAGUAUUGUGAAAAAGAAUCCUGUGAGAGUAAUUCGGAGAAGCGCAAUAUCUGGGCAUUACUUUUAUGAUGGAUUGUAUACUGUGGAGAAGAUUUGGAAGGAGAGAGGCAACCAUGGGAAACUGAUUUUCAAGUUCAAAUUGGAGAAAAUCCCAGGACAAGUCAGCCUCAGCAACCGAAGAAACUAGAGCAGCAGAAGAUGUGGGAAGAUGGGAGAUUGCAUGAGAAAUUUCUUUCCAAGUUCAAGUUGGUGGCAUUCCCAAGACGACUCAAUCUUUUUGCUGGAAAAAAUUACUGCAAUUUAGGUGAAAGAGUUGUAUGAACGUACUAGAGACAUGUUACAGGAUUUAGUAGUAAUUCCGAUGUUUUGCUAGACAGAAUUUGUGUAGGAACUGGUUUGGAUGGUUUCCUUUUUAUUCUUCUAGUUUAGCCAGAACCUGUUGUGUUAGCCUAUAUAAACUAGUGCUUAGUUGAAAACCUACUAGUUAAAAAAGGAUUUAUCAGAAAUCUUGACAAAGCCUCAAAGAUUUGGCAGAGAGUUGUGAGUUUAUUGCUCAUGAAUCUUGAGUUAACAAUAUUGUAGAGUAUUUUAUUGUGAGUUUAUUUGUCUAGAGUCAAGUUUUAGUA